Coccidioides posadasii C735 delta SOWgp is the source of this 969-nucleotide messenger RNA. It is a transcript of the gene CKB2, whose product is annotated as casein kinase 2 regulatory subunit. Gene Ontology annotation, biological process: regulation of transcription by RNA polymerase III. The record is from RefSeq and is a predicted model, not a curated record. Gene Ontology annotation, molecular function: protein kinase regulator activity. Lineage: Eukaryota; Fungi; Ascomycota; Eurotiomycetes; Onygenales; Onygenaceae. Gene Ontology annotation, cellular component: cytoplasm; UTP-C complex; protein kinase CK2 complex.
GAGGAAACUGAAGUGUCACGAAGGCUGCCUAAGGGCAAGCAGUUCCAUGGUACCUAUUGAAGGCCGGGAUUGAGGAUAACAGCACGUAUUCGGCACAGCACCCUCGAGGACAAAGCCCGUCAAGAGAGCCAGCGCUCCCGCUUUCCAAGAGGCUUUGGGGCCAUAAUGGAGGACUUCAACACAGAGUCUGACAGUGACUAUACGAGCUUCUGGAGAGAUUGGUUUAUAUCGUCUCGAGGAAAUGAAUACUUUUGCGAAAUCGACGAAGAAUAUCUUACCGAUCGUUUCAACUUGACGGGAUUGAACACCGAAGUGGAUUUCUAUCAAUAUGCCUUGGAUCUAGUCACGGAUGUGUUCGACUUGGACGCCGACGACGAGACUAGAGAACAGAUUGAGAAGAACGCGAGACAUCUGUACGGCAUGGUGCAUGCUCGAUACAUAGUCACGACCCGUGGAUUAGCAAAAAUGCUAGAGAAAUAUAAAAGAGCAGACUUCGGGAAAUGCCCACGAGUUAUGUGUGAGCAACACCCGCUUCUCCCAAUGGGCCUCACCGACGUUGCUGGCGUGAAGCCGGUUAAGCUAUACUGCGCCAAGUGCGAGGAUUUAUACAACCCCAAGUCGUCCCGCCAUGCUUCCAUCGACGGUGCCUAUUUUGGAACUUCCUUUCACAAUAUACUCUUUCAGGUUUACCCGUGUUUAAUACCGGAGAAGUCCCUGCGGCGAUACGAGCCCAAAGUAUUUGGAUUCCGGGUUCAUGCCAGUGCUGCAUUGGCGAGGUGGCAGGAUAGAAAGAGGGAUGAGAUGAAGGAGAGGCUAAAAAGAAUUGGGAUGGAAACUCAAUUCAUCGAGGAUAAAGAAGAAGACGACGAUGACGAUGACGAUGAUGAUAUUGGGGAUGACGGCAUGGCGCUGGGUGCUCGAAGAGGGAAAACCGCUGCGGAUGAUAGCCGGAUGGACAUUGGCGCAUAA